Molecule: messenger RNA, 2818 nt
Organism: Rubroshorea leprosula
Lineage: Eukaryota; Viridiplantae; Streptophyta; Magnoliopsida; Malvales; Dipterocarpaceae
Source: the annotation of a GenBank genome assembly
ACUACAAACGCAUUUUUCAUCUUCUCCUUCAUAUUUCCAUGUCCAUGGCUUCUUCUUUCUCGCAUUUCUGGUUCCUCCUUCUUCUUCUUAGCUAGUAUUCAUUAUUUAUUACUCUCAAUCCCCACUUCCCACUUCACAAUUUCAAUCCUUUUCUUUCCUUUUCUUCGAAAUUUGAUUCCUUGUUCUUUUGAUUCAUCCUGUAUUUAUAUAUGUCUGGAAUUUGGAGAUGGAGGAAGCUCAAAGGCCUUCCCCUCCUGGCUUCAUCUACCCACCACAAUUCGCGCUUCAUCUCCACCCAUUUCAAUUACUUGAAUAUCGGAUCCCACCGUCGGAAGGAGUCCCUCAUCGGGAUUCAAGAGCGCUACAAGUGGGACAUCGGCGGCGGGGACGACAAUAAUGGAAAUGGGAAUAUCCCUUCUCGGGAUUUCAGAAACAUCACGCGGAAGAUCAGGGCGGAGGCAAAUUGCCCUCGGUGUUUCAAGCAAAUUGAUCUGCUUUUCUCCAAUCGCUCUAAUUUGUAUCCUCCGGCGACUGUCCCUGAAAUUUCUGAUAAUUUCGCCGAUCAGAAUAACGGCGGCGGCUCUAAUAAUUAUGGGGCGGUUAAUUUCUGCCCCAAUUGCAAAACGGCCUAUCACUUCCGUCCCCACCGGACUUCCCCUCUGCAGGGUACCUUCGUCGAGAUUGGCCGGCUCAUUCAUCAUAGUAAUGACAGUAAAUAUAACAAGAAUACGAAUAAUGGUGGUGAACUGGAUUCUAUCUAUGCUAGUAUUAGUCCUGCUAAUAGGCUGAAGCUCUCGUUUUUGAACACUUUGAGAUCCCACGGGACUGGCCCGUCUGAGAAUUUUCCACCGCCAUCUACGGGGAACGGGCUGGCCGUUCACACCCCGCCUGGUCCGCCUUUUACUCCUGGUGUUAAUGUGAUACGGGCAUCAGGGCCGAGGGAAGGUGGAGGCUCAAGUGGUGGUGGUAAUGGUGGAGGGGAGAAGAGUGGCGGAUGGUGGGGCGGGGCUAAUUUGGGAAAGGAUUUUCCUACGCCAAAGGAAAUUUGCAAGGGCCUUGACAAGUUUGUAAUUGGCCAAGAGAGAGCCAAAAAGGUGCUUUCUGUGGCUGUUUAUAACCAUUACAAAAGAAUAUAUCAUGCCUCCUUGCAAAAAGGGUCAGGAGCAGAAUCAGGAAGUUCAGCAACAAUUGAUGAUGACGAUAAUGUGGAGUUAGAAAAGAGCAAUGUCCUCUUGAUGGGCCCAACUGGCUCAGGGAAGACUUUACUUGCAAAGUCACUGGCUCGGUUUGUGAAUGUGCCCUUUGCCAUUGCUGAUGCAACAACUUUGACGCAGGCCGGUUAUGUGGGUGAGGAUGUUGAAUCAAUAUUGUACAAACUGCUCACGGUAGCUGAUUCCAAUGUACAAGCAGCUCAACAAGGAAUUGUUUAUAUUGAUGAAGUUGACAAGAUAACUAAGAAGGCUGAGAGCUUAAACAUCAGCAGAGAUGUUUCUGGGGAGGGUGUUCAACAGGCAUUGUUGAAGAUGUUGGAGGGAACUAUUGUGAAUGUUCCUGAGAAAGGGGCAAGGAAGCAUCCUCGGGGUGAUAACAUACAGAUAGAUACCAAAGAUAUCCUUUUUAUAUGUGGUGGGGCGUUUAUUGAUCUUGACAAAACUAUCUCCGAGAGACGGCAAGAUUCUUCAAUUGGUUUUGGAGCACCUGUUCGGGCUAACAUGAGAGCUGGUGGGGUAACCAGUUCUGCAGUGACAUCAUCCUUGCUUGAAUCGGUUGAAAGUUCCGAUCUUAUUGCAUAUGGCCUCAUACCAGAAUUUAUUGGUCGUUUUCCAAUAUUAGUCAGUUUGUUAGCCCUGACAGAGGAUCAACUUGUUCAGGUAGUGUUUUAUUCAGUUCUUCUGUUAGUUAUGCUGUCAAUCCGUUGGCUUUGGCUGUUAUGUCAUUUCCCUUCUUUCCUUAGUGUUUAUGGAUAAAGUGUUGGAUAGUUAAGAGUUGUGUAUGAAGCCAGUAUUCAUGAUUGGAAAAGUGCAAGGCCCUUCUGGUAUGCUCAUGUUUCCUUACUGUUCAUUAAAGUUGAUUGCAUGAAAAAGGACUGCCUGUGCCUGCAUCUCAUCUUAAUGGUUUCUAUUAUACAUAUGCCUUGUUUUGUGUGAAAGUUAUCUGACUUUGCAAAUGGAGGUGUUGUUAUCCAGCAGGGACAAGGCUAUGGUUUUAUUUCAUUUUCAUACGUGUCUGAUCUAAUUUUUGCAAUUUUUGUUUUCCAUUGCAGGUGCUCACUGAACCAAAAAAUGCUCUUGGUAAGCAAUACAAGAAGUUAUUUAGCAUGAAUGAUGUGAAGCUACAUUUUACAGAGAAAGCAUUGAGACUGAUUGCCAAAAAGGCAAUGGCUAAAAAUACGGGUGCAAGGGGUUUAAGAUCCUUACUAGAAAAUAUUCUAAUGGAAGCCAUGUAUGAGAUUCCAGAUGCUAAGAUAGGAAGUAAUAAAAUAGAUGCUGUUGUGGUAGAUGAAGAAUCGGUGGGCUCAGAAAAUGCCCCUGGUUGUGGAGGGAAGAUUCUUCAUGGAGAUGGUGCAUUGGAGCGCUAUCUUGGAGAAAUAAACUUGAAGUCAUCAACGGAAAAUGUUGCGGGGGAGUUACAGGAGGGUGAAACAAAGGAUUCAUCAAGAGCCAUGAGCUUGUAAUAUUACUUUGACUGCAAGUAUUGUUGUCAGCUGUAGAAUUUGUCAUGUAAUCAGAUUCAUAAUUUGGUGUAACUAACCUCCUGUAUAACAGGAUUAGGUUCUGGUUACAAAAUUGAAUGAGAAAAAGAAAAAAGAAGAUUCAAA